Molecule: messenger RNA, 1131 nt
Organism: Exophiala spinifera
Lineage: Eukaryota; Fungi; Ascomycota; Eurotiomycetes; Chaetothyriales; Herpotrichiellaceae
Exons: 3
Coding region: 1-1131 (376 amino acids)
Biological process (GO): vesicle fusion; intracellular protein transport; vesicle-mediated transport
Cellular component (GO): endomembrane system; SNARE complex; membrane
Molecular function (GO): SNAP receptor activity; SNARE binding
Source: RefSeq, a predicted model, not a curated record
AUGUGGAGAGAUCGCACUAAUCUGUACAUCUCCUACCGCCAGUCCUAUACACACCAUCCGGCCAAGAGGUCCAGGUACCCAGCUAGCUCCAAUGGCUUCGCCGACCAAGGGUCCGAAGAGACCAGGGGCCUCAUGUCCGCUGGCGCAUUCGACAACGAUGGAGACGCUGUGAUAGAGAUGGAUCUGCUGCCGCCUCGGUGGAUUGACGUGCAAGAUGAAGUUUCCGACAUCCUCAAAGACAUCACUCUCAAAGCCGCCAAAUUGGACAAGCUCCAUUCCAAGCACGUUCUCCCCGGCUUCGACGAUGAGUCAGUUAAGCAGCAGGAGGAGAGAGAGAUCGAGAGUCUGACGACCGAGAUUACAAGAGGCUUUCAGGAAUGUCAGAGAGCAAUCAAGCGUAUCGAGAAGAUGGUUGGAGAGUCCAGGCAGACAGGAAACUUACAAAGGGGAGACGAGGUCAUGGCCCAGAACAUUCAAACCGCUCUGGCCUCCAGAGUUCAAGAAGUCAGCGCGACCUUCAGAAAGAAGCAAAGCAGUUAUUUGAACAAACUUCGCGCGCUUGGGGGCUUCGAGUCGCCAAUCGGCCGGUCAGUGACUCCCGUACAGAAUCCCUAUACGGAUCCAGCUCUUAUGGAGUCAGAAGUGGAUAAACGGCUCAGUCAGUCAACGCUACAGCAGACCGCACAGAAGCGCUUGGGAAGAAACGACACUGCCAUUGCACAGAGGGAACAAGAAAUCAACGAUAUCGCGAAGGGCAUUAUUGAGCUGGCCGACAUCUUCCGCGAUCUCCAAGCCAUGGUGAUCGACCAGGGCACGAUGCUGGAUCGAAUAGACUACAACGUGGAGAGGAUGGCGGUCGAUGUUAAGGGGGCCGAGAAGGAGCUCGUUGUUGCCACCAACUACCAACGACGCAACACAAAGCGGAAAAUUCUGCUGUUGCUUAUCCUCCUCGUUGUCGCCCCCCACCACGGCCAGAAAAUCCUCCAGAAAAUCCUUCUUGAAGGAUUCAACGAGCCAAAUGACAAAUUCAAAGUCGUACUCGGACGGCACCCUGAGAUUCCUGGCGUCGAUGCCGAACGUUUACCCAUUUGCCUCGGCAUUUAUAAGGGCAUGCCCCCAAUUGAUCUCUAA